This is a messenger RNA of Fraxinus pennsylvanica, 975 nucleotides long. The record is from the annotation of a GenBank genome assembly. NCBI's taxonomy places the organism in Eukaryota, Viridiplantae, Streptophyta, Magnoliopsida, Lamiales, Oleaceae.
AUGUCUUCGUCAGCGGCUGUGUCGGAAGCUUCAUUUGUCUCCCAGUUAUUGUUGACUAAUGAGCCCGUUGUUUCAGUUGACUGGCUCCAUGCUAAUCUCCGAGAGCCUGACUUGAAGGUGCUAGACGCCUCCUGGUACAUGCCACAUGAACAGAGGAACCCACUUCAAGAAUAUCAGGUUGCACACAUUCCCGGUGCCCUUUUCUUUGAUAUUGAUGGCAUAUCAGAUCCAUCUGCCAAUUUGCCACAUAUGUUGCCAUCAGAAGAAGCAUUUGCUGCUGCUGUUUCUGCUCUAGGCAUUGAAAGUAAAGAUAAACUUAUUGUUUAUGAUGGAAUGGGCCUUUUCAGUGCAGCUCGUGUUUGGUGGAUGUUUCGAGUGUUUGGGCAUGAUAAAAUUUGGGUUUUAGAUGGAGGCAUGCCAAGAUGGCGUGCUUCAGGAUUUGAAGUUGAAUCAAGUGCUUCAAGUGAAGUUGCAUCAGAUGCUCUCUUGCAAGCUAGUGCUGCCAUUGAGGCAAUAGAGAAAGCAUAUCGAGGACAGCCAGUUGGGCAAGUUACCUUCCAAACCAAAUUCCAGCCCCAUUUCGUCUGGGCACUAGAACAGGUUAAGAAGAACAUUGAAGAAAAAGCAUUUCAACAUAUAGAUGCUCGAUCAAGAGCUAGGUUUGAUGGGGUUGCACCAGAGCCUCGAAAGGGACUAAGAAGCGGUCAUAUACCAGGGAGCAAAUGCAUUCCUUUCCCUGAGAUGUUGGAUGGCUCACAGGAACUCUUACCUGUAGAUGAGCUCAAGAAAAGAUUUGAACAAGAAGGGAUAUCAUUGGACAAACCUAUACUGACUUCAUGCGGCACUGGUGUAACUGCUUGUAUCCUCGUACUGGGGCUCCAUCGACUUGGGAAGACUAAUGUUCCGGUAUUUGAUGGAUCUUGGACAGAAUGGGCAACAAAACUGGACAUUUCCAAUGACGCUUGUAAUGCCUAG